Messenger RNA from Glossina fuscipes, 729 nucleotides. Its product is annotated as nuA4 complex subunit EAF3 homolog. The transcript has a single exon. Gene Ontology annotation, biological process: regulation of DNA-templated transcription; chromatin organization. Gene Ontology annotation, cellular component: NuA4 histone acetyltransferase complex; nucleus. The coding region runs from base 1 to 729 and encodes 242 amino acids. NCBI's taxonomy places the organism in Eukaryota, Metazoa, Arthropoda, Insecta, Diptera, Glossinidae. The record is from RefSeq and is a predicted model, not a curated record.
AUGGCCAAUAACAUAAAUUCCAUUGUGGUCCCGGUCUUAGCACCAGCAGGAAUACUACUACCACCACCACCACCCGUAAAGAUCCCAGUUCAAUCAACGAAGCCAUUGCCAAUUUCAUUGAUGAACACAGCACCGAAUCUAAUGCGUAAUGAAAAUAAUAUCUUUGGUUCGAGUGCGGAAGAUCUUGAAUUUUGGUCCCUUACCAAGAUGGAGAUUAAGAUUAAAAUGCCCAAUGAGCUUAAGGAGCGCUUAGCUGACGAUUGGGAAGCCAUUAACGAGAAAUCCAAACUUCUAAAUAUACCAUCAAGAAUCACCGCCCAAGAUGUGGUCGAUCAAUAUAUAGCAUCUAAAAGUUCGCGAAAAUCUCUACGUCCAAGUAAAGAUACUAUCAUCGCCGAGGUUAUGAAAGGUAUAAUAGAGCAUUUUAACGUUAUGCUCGGCACCAAUAUACUGUAUAAAUUUGAGAAACAACAAUAUCUUGAAAUCAUACAAAAGUAUCCAAACACGCCCGUUUCUCAGUUAUACGGAGCCAUUCAUUUAUUACGUUUGCUCGCAAACUUGGACUCGGUCUUGACUUUAUCCAUUCUAGACCAGCAACAUAUUAAUACAAUUUUAAAAUAUUUGCGUGAUUUUCUUAAAUUUUUAGUCCGCAACCGUUCGAUAUACUUCAGUAUGUCCAACUUUAUUAAGGCCAGUCCACAACAUUGCCAUCUUCGUCAAGGAAAGUAA